ACCAUGUCACCGCGUGAAAUCAUGUUAAAAUGACACUUAAACUGUGUCGCAUGCAUUAAAACAGGUAUUGAGGAAACAACACAGCGUAAUAAUUGCAUCAACAUUUAUUAAGAACAUUGAGAAUGUACCAACGUCUUUUCAUUACAGCUUUGCAGUCGCUUUUGACGAAUCUGCUGGAAUGGGACGUAAAAUGGCUCACAUGCACGCGCACAUCCCCAGUUAACAUGAUCCCCAGCUGAUCCAUCACACCGGUAAUUCUGGGAGGUAUACAUGUGAUCAUAUGAGCUCAUGUAAUUGCGUUAAAUUAAACGUUCGACCGUUUAAACGCGGAAGAACAGAUGACAUAAUCAAAGGGAACUUCAGGGAUCAGUUUCAUUUGUCCCGAGCACUUUGUCAGAAUGGCUGGAGGAAAGUGUGACUCUGAUAAUAAUCAAGAUUCUUCUGACGACGGCGUGGAAGAAAAUUGUAUUUUCUGUAAAAUCGCAAACAGAGACGAUCCAUCCACUGAGAUAUUGGCGGAAGAUGAGGACAUUGUUUGCUUCCAGGACAUUGAUCCAGGUGCACCUCAUCAUUACCUGGUUAUACCAAAGAAACAUGUCCAUAGCUGUUUGUCACUCCAAGCUGAUGAUAUAAAUCUAGUGAAGAAGAUGGCAGAUAUGGGAAGAGAUGUACUGAAAGCCAAGAAUGUCACAAAUUUGGAAGACAUCAGGUUUCCAUGUGCCUCCUUAUAUCACUGUUCCCCACCUGCACCUCCAUGUUCUAGCACCUUUCAGCCAAUUGUUUAA
Messenger RNA from Sinocyclocheilus rhinocerous, 785 nucleotides. RefSeq names its product histidine triad nucleotide-binding protein 3-like. Lineage: Eukaryota; Metazoa; Chordata; Actinopteri; Cypriniformes; Cyprinidae. The record is from RefSeq and is a predicted model, not a curated record. The transcript has 4 exons. Gene Ontology annotation, molecular function: catalytic activity. Bases 399 to 785 code for a protein of 128 amino acids.